UGGUGCUGAAAGUCACAUGAUGGGAAAAUGGCGUUCUCCUGCAUGCAGAUAGUGUUGAUGGUAGGGAUGCUGGUAACUGGGAGUAUUAAUACACUAAGUAAAAAAGCACAAAACGAUUGUACAGUGAAAGGAUACCCAGACAAAUCAGCAAAUAACACUUCUAAGCCACAUGAGUUCAAUCAUCCAUGGUUUCAAACCCUUAUCAUGUUCAUCGGUGAAACAAUUUGUUUGAUUGGUUUUGUGAUCGUCAGGAAAAGAGAACGAGACAAAAGAAAGAAUGAGUUUUCUGUAACUCCACUGGAUGAACUGCCAAAACAGUUUCAGAACAGAUUAAUACAGUUUGUGGUAGCUUUUCCAACUAUUUGUGAUCUGAUUGGGACAUCUUUAGCAGGGAUUGGUCUUGUGUAUGUUGAUGCCUCUGUGUGGCAGAUGUUACGAGGAUCAAUCAUUAUAUUUGCUGGGAUAUUAUCUAAAAUCUUUCUGAAGAGGAAGUUGCGGGCUGUCCAUUGGAGUGGUAUGCUGGUAACAAUGAUAGGACUUGUUCUGGUUGGUUGUUCCAGUGUGUUUAAGUCCAAGACUUCUUCAUCCAGUGGAUCAAAAACAAUUUUAGGCAUCAUACUUAUCUUAGGAAGUCAGGUUGUCAGUGCCAGUCAGAUGGUCAUAGAAGAACUAUUUCUAAAGAAAAGGAGUCUUCACCCUCUUCAUGUUGUUGGUAUGGAGGGGACAUAUGGUGUUAUUAUGAUGUCUGCAAUUGUCCUGCCGGCCAUGUAUUACAUACCAGGAUCAGACGUAAACAACAGCUAUGAGAACAGCUUAGAUGCCCUGUAUCAGAUCUAUAAUGAGCCCAGACUACUGGUCUUCUGUCUUCUAUACCUGACGUCUAUUGCCUUCUAUAACUAUUUUGGACUGGCAGUGACUAAAUCUUUGACAGCUGUACAUAGAACUUUGAUUGAUGCCUGCAGAACAAUGCUGGUAUGGGGAGUGGAUCUUAUAAUAUACUAUGCAUUUGAUAAGGACUUUGGUGAGCCAUUUGACAAACAAUAUGGGCUUUUACAAGUGGAUGGGUUCUUGUUCUUACUGAUUGGUACAGCUCUGUAUAAUGAACUGAUUCACGUGGAGUGUAUUCCCUGUCUCAGGACACCAAUCAAAGACAUGGAAUACGUCACCAGUCCCCGUCACAGUGGAAACAUUCAGAGUGCCGAGUUCUCAGAUUCUGAUGAAAUUAACACAUCUGAGAGGACUCCUCUGAUACAGGACUGAAAUAGCACUUAAAACUAGGAAAUGGUUUUGUGUUGCACUCAGAGGGCUGAAUUAAUGCUGUCAAUGUAGUAAACUGGAAUGAGUUACUGUGUAAAAUAAAGGAUUGUCAGCAGUCAGAGAGUAUGCACUGAUAGAGCUACCUUGUCUACCAUAUACAUACAGUUUUUACAUUUUGAUAUUCAAGGUAUGAACCAAAGUGCCAUCCCCAUUGAUGAUGUUUACUUUUGAACAUAUUUUGUUGACAAUGUGUCAGUGGGAUUUGACAAGUUCUAAGAUGAUGUGCAAACUAUCUUAACAAAAUAGGUGCCAUUGUCUAUGCCUGUAUGCUGGUACAGUCUGUACAGUUUUUGCUUAAUAUUUAUAUAACAUCAACGUAAAAGAAUGUGAAUUAUAUCAGAGAUAAAGGAACAGCCACACUUAUAUUACUUAUUUAUAAGGCACAUCAGAACAAUCAAGAUUACAAAAGCAACAUAAUGUUUGUUUACAAAAGAUUACAGAGAUUUUUUUCAGCAUUAGCCAUUGAAAUGGUAGGUUACAUAUACUUAAAAUGUCAUGAAAAAAGUUGCAUUUGUGUUCAGUCCCUCUACAUUAUACGUACAUUGGGUGUGACUAAAUUAUCUUUAAUUUUUUGUCUUCAGUUUACAACUAAAAAUUAAAAGAAGAACAAUUUUGAUUGAUACCACUAAAAAAAGUGUAAAAAAGAAAAUAUAGAAUGUAUCUUCUGUCACAGAGGGCUGUAAUUGUACAUCUUUACUGUCUCAAUAUUCAUAUUGUGAUAUUGCUAUGGUUGUAAUGAAUUUUACUUGCAUAAUAUACAAGCAUUGGAACUUUGAAAUUAACUUAUUACUUGAUGUCUACUGUUACAUGACAGAAUGAUUCCCUUUGUCAACAGGUUAUAUGUCAACAAUUUUUAAUGUAUAAUUCACAAUUGACAAAAUCUUGUAAAAUGUUUUAAUUAAUAAGUUCUGUGAUAUACGUAUACAUCUGUAAAUAAAACACUUCAUCGCCUUGUUCAGAACAUUAGAAAUACGAUAUUAUUUUUGCUUCCUAUUUUUG
This is a messenger RNA of Saccostrea echinata, 2316 nucleotides long. RefSeq names its product solute carrier family 35 member F6-like. The coding region runs from base 28 to 1260 and encodes 410 amino acids. The record is from RefSeq and is a predicted model, not a curated record. The transcript has 13 exons. Gene Ontology annotation, cellular component: membrane; intracellular membrane-bounded organelle. Lineage: Eukaryota; Metazoa; Mollusca; Bivalvia; Ostreida; Ostreidae.